This is a messenger RNA of Helianthus annuus (common sunflower), 3990 nucleotides long. Its product is annotated as K(+) efflux antiporter 2, chloroplastic. Gene Ontology annotation, cellular component: chloroplast; membrane. The record is from RefSeq and is a predicted model, not a curated record. Bases 245 to 3763 code for a protein of 1172 amino acids. Gene Ontology annotation, biological process: potassium ion transport; proton transmembrane transport. NCBI's taxonomy places the organism in Eukaryota, Viridiplantae, Streptophyta, Magnoliopsida, Asterales, Asteraceae. The transcript has 21 exons. Gene Ontology annotation, molecular function: potassium:proton antiporter activity.
AGGGACACACGGGCCACUGACGUCAUCAUCCCCUUCGUCGUUUCCAUUUUUAACCUAAUAAAAUAAAAUAAUAAUAAUAAAAUAUUUUCUCCUGAAAAAAUCCGCCAUUGAUAUACGCACUUCGAGCUCAACUACUCAUCAUUUCUCGAUCGAUCACUUUCUUUGACGGAUGGAAUGAUGGCAUCAAUAUGAGAAUCUUUUUACGCCAACUUCUUAGCUAGAAAGUGAAGAAGCGGGUGCAAAAAUGGACUCAUGUAGUUUCCAUACUUAUGGCGGUGAAGUUACCAGUUGUAGAGGAAUAAAGCAGCUGACUGUUCGCUCGAGAUUUGAUUAUAAAUUAUAUAGCAACACACGGGUUGUUUUGAAAAUCGGGUCUAGGAAGAAGUUGAAGAAAUUGCUUUCGUCUAGUUGUAGUGUUGCUAAUUCAAGUAAAAUAUCUGGAUCUGAAUUGAAAUGUUGUUUGUGGAGCUAUAACAAACCGAAGUGCACUGUUUGUUUACUCAAGACAUCAAGAAGAGUAAAGGUAACUUGUCAGGGGAACGAUUCAGUCGCAUAUAUAGAUGGAAUCGAUAAAGACGUCGACGUUGUCGAGAUUAGUAAUAGAGAAAACUCAUCAGCAGGAACCGAUUUAGGUCCAGAAAAGAUGAACGGCUCGGAUAACGAGAAGGAAGAAGGCGAAUCGGAUAACCCGAGUGUCGAUGAGUUAAGAAAAGCGCUGCAAAAGGCACUUAAGGAAUUAGAAAUCGCGCAACUCAACAGUACCAUGUUUGAAGAGAAAGCUCAAAAGGUAUCGGAAUUAGCUAUAGCGUUAAGAGACGAAGCUUCGAUUGCUCAAGAUAACGUCGAUUCAGUUUUGAAUUCGAUUGAAAAGAUUGAGAACGAAGAGAUUGCUGCUAAAGAAGCUGUUCAGAAUGCAACAAUGGCUCUUUCUUUAUCAGAAGAUCGGCUUAAAUUAGCUCUUGAUUCGUUAGAACUUGCAAAAGAAAGCUUGAAUCCAGUGGGAGAAAUCGGAGAAUUAGAGGAAGCUGUGGUUAUUGCUCAUGAAGAUAUACACGACUGUCGCGUGACGUUGGCGAAUUGUCAAGGAACGUUGACUCAAUUGCAGAACAAGAAAGACGCUUUGCAAAGAGAAAAGGAUGUACUUAAAGAACUUGCGGAUAACGUACAGAAAGCGGCUUUGAAAGCUGAGGAAGAUGUGGCGGAUAUAAUGCUUUUAGCAGAGGAAGCGGUUGCGUUUGAACUCGAGGCUGCGAAACGUGUUAACGAUGCUGAAAUCGCAUUGCAAAAAGCAGAAAAAAAGCAUUCCGUUCAACCGCAACCUGCGGCUGAUUCUGAAGAUUCAAGUGGUGAUUCCGUUAGUGAGGAUUCAAUUGAGAUAAUUGUGGAAACAUACGAUGAUGCAUCAAUUGACGGUUCUUUGAUCAGUGAGGAUGUAACAGAUAACCAAACGUUUGAAGAAACUAGAUUUUCUGAUCAUAGUGACAAUGAGACUGAAAUUGAUGCAGAAAAAACGAAAAGUCAAAGUCAAACAAAAAAGGCGGAAACACAAAAGGAUUUGACAAAGGACAGCUCAUCAUUAAAUUCUCCUAAAGCAUUACUGAAAAAAUCCUCACGUUUCUUUUCAGCAUCGUUUUUCUCUUCAGCAGAGGAUGAUACCGAGUUUACUCCAACUUCGUUUUUCCAAUCGCUAAUUGAUUCCACAAGAAUGCAGUUACCGAAACUGGUGCUUGGUGCUUUGCUUGCUGGUGCAGGUUUUGCUUUUUAUGCUAAACGAGGAGAACGGAUCCGUCAACUAUUUCAAGGACCUGAUAUUAUCACCACCAGCAUUGAUGAAGUUUCAUCAAAUACUAAACCGUUGGUUAAACAAAUAAGGAAAUUACCAAAGAAAGUCAAAAAGCUGAUUGAGAUGCUUCCUCAUCAAGAGAUAAAUGAAGAAGAAGCUUCCCUGUUGGACGUUUUAUGGUUAUUACUUGCUAGUGUUAUCUUUGUGCCUAUAUUCCAGAAACUUCCUGGAGGCAGUCCUGUUCUUGGGUAUCUGACAGCUGGCAUCUUGAUUGGACCAUAUGGGCUUUCGAUCAUACGCAAUGUACAUGCUACAAAAGCAAUAGCUGAAUUUGGAGUUGUUUUCUUACUUUUUAAUAUUGGCCUUGAGCUAUCUGUUGAAAGGCUGAGUUCCAUGAAGAAAUAUGUUUUCGGAUUAGGUUCUGCUCAGGUUUUGUCGACAGCUGUCGUGGUUGGAUUGGUUGCCCACUUUGUCUGUGGACAGCUAGGGCCCGCUGCAAUUGUCAUUGGUAAUGGUCUUGCAUUAUCUUCGACUGCUGUUGUCCUACAGGUAUUGCAAGAACGAGGGGAAAGCACAUCACGUCAUGGACGAGCUACGUUUUCUGUUUUACUUUUUCAGGAUUUAGCAGUUGUUGUUUUGUUGAUUCUCAUACCUCUAAUUUCACCGAAUUCGUCAAAAGGAGGUAUUGGAUUCCAAGCAAUUGCUGAAGCUCUUGGAUUGGCUGCUGUAAAGGCACUUGUUGCUAUUAGUGCCAUUAUAGCUGGAGGACGUUUGUUGCUUCGCCCAAUAUACAAGCAAAUUGCAGAUAUGCAAAAUGCAGAGAUUUUCUCUGCAAACACUCUUCUGGUUAUCCUUGGAACUAGUCUCCUUACUGCUAGGGCUGGCCUUUCAAUGGCAUUAGGAGCUUUUUUGGCUGGCUUGUUACUUGCAGAAACCGAAUUCUCAUUGCAAGUUGAAUCAGAUAUAGCUCCAUAUCGUGGCCUUUUAUUAGGCCUCUUCUUCAUGACGGUUGGAAUGUCGAUUGAUCCAAAACUUCUCGUUUCAAACUUCCCUAUUAUUAUGGGCUCGUUAGGACUUCUGAUUGUCGGGAAGACCGCACUUGUGGCAGUAGUCGGUAGGCUUUUUGGUGUCUCGUGGAUAUCUGCAAUCCGAACUGGUCUUCUGCUUGCACCUGGUGGAGAAUUUGCAUUUGUGGCGUUUGGCGAAGCGGUUAAUCAGGGUAUUAUGACUUCUCAGUUGUCUUCUUUGCUGUUUCUUGUUGUUGGUAUUUCAAUGGCCAUCACACCAUGGUUAGCUGCUGGAGGCCAGUUAAUCGCAUCUCGUUAUGAACAACAAGAUGUUCGUAGUUUAUUACCUGUAGAAAGUGAGACAGACGAUUUGCAAGAUCAUAUCAUUAUAUGUGGUUUUGGACGUGUUGGCCAGAUCAUUGCACAACUUCUUUCCGAAAGACUAAUUCCAUUUGUUGCUCUUGACGUGAGGAGUGAUCGAGUAGCAGUGGGACGUGCACUUGACCUCCCUGUGUAUUUUGGGGAUGCUGGUAGUCGAGAGGUGCUGCAUAAGAUUGGUGCUGAAAGAGCUUGUGCUGCAGCUAUAACCUUAGAUUCACCUGGUGCAAAUUAUAGAACCGUUUGGGCUCUUAGUAAGUAUUUCCCGAAUGUAAAGACUUUUGUUCGUGCUCAUGAUGUUGAUCAUGGACUCAAUCUGGAGAAAGCUGGAGCUACAGCGGUUGUGCCAGAGACUUUAGAACCGAGUUUACAAUUGGCAUCUGCUGUUCUUGCACAAGCUAAAUUACCAAUGUCGGAAAUAGCAGCCGCAAUCAAUGAGUUUAGAUCCCGUCACCUAUCAGAACUAACAGAGCUGUGUGAAACUAGCGGAAGCUCUCUUGGGUACGGGUUUUCUCGCAUUGUAGCCAAACCUAAAGGUCAACCUUCAGAUUCCGCCGAAGACAACCUAGUCAGUGAAGGAACGCUAGCGUCAUAAAGGAUACCCGAAAAUAAUAAACGUGUCCAAAAAUUGAAUAAAUAAGACGAAAAAACAGAAAUUUCUGGAGGGGCUUGUAGUAGAAUUUAGUGCCCCUCAAAUACAAACUGUAUAGAUAAAAGAUUUUCGGUUUCAUGUCUUCUCCAUUGACUGAUACAACUUUCUGUUUUUACCUAGCACAGGUGUAUUAAUUGUUCGAACCUGACUCGAAAGAACAUAACUUCAAA